CAGAGCGAGCUGAUGUGUGUUAACAGGCUGAUGGUCCACCCAGUCUGAGUGUGGAGAGGGAGAGGGAGUGACUACUGAUGCUCCAGUUAAUCUGCACCGUGAGAGUCAGUGCUGUGGAGAGCAAAGCGGCAACAGGAGCAGCUGCAGCAGCAUGAGACGCCUUUUUUCUCGCACGAGCGUCAACAGCACAGAAGAGCAGGAUGGGAAAGCUACGCAGCUGAGCAAGAGGAGGAAGUGAAUGUACCUUUCUAGAAAGCGAGACGGUAGACGGCUCAACAGCCCCGUUUACUCGCAGUUGAAAGACUGUUUUUAAACUGUGGAAGAUCACAGUGUUUCCUUCUUGAGUGACAGCGACAACAACCUAAACAGAUCCAGAGGAGGAGGAGGUUCACUGUUAAAUCGUAGAGGAGGCACCAGAUCGGUUGCAGAGAUGUCCUGGUUGUCUCCGGUUCAGUGGGCCAAAUGGACGUGGUCAGCAGUGACCGGAGGUGCAGGAGGCGAUGGACAACUUGGAGAAAAGGAUGACAGAGAGGACAAUUCAGACUCGGAGGGGGCCUUCGAUACUCCAGAGGCCGAGUCUCCAGGUGUUGUGAACCUGCUAGGCCAACUGGACAACUCCAGCCACACAGAUGUUACGAAUCAAGCUCUGGACAGAAAUUCCAAUCAAGAUGUCACCCCAGCUCCAAGCCAAGACGUUGACUCCCUGAACAACUUCACUGGGUCCUCGCCGAACAAUGACACCUUCAGUUUGGAUCAGAACCUUAAUUUGACCCUGAACGGCAAACCUGGUUCUGGGCAAGGUUCGUCUCCAUCCUGCCCUCUGCCUCACACUCCGCCUAUCCGGCCCCCGUCUCUGCCUGUUGUCUCUCCGAUGAUCAAACCGGAUCCGACAGAGGUGGAUGACGAGCCCCCGCUGACGUCUGACUCCAGCACGGACUCAAGCUUGACCAUCAGUCAGGACAUUUGUGUGGAUGCUGACUUGCUCAAUGGCAACAUGAAAUCAGACACAAAUUUGACCUGUGGGACCAACAACUCAAUUAUCACGACUGCUGAGCAAGUCCAUUUCGUGUGUGUCCUGUUGAACUCUUGUAAGGUGAAGCAGAACCAGCAGACACAGAAGGACCCAAAAAGACAGGAUGACCAUCAUGGAGGCCAUGCCACAGAUGAAGAGAAGCUGGCGAGCAGUGCUGGCGUCAAAGCAGAGAUGGACGACAUGCAAGAGUGUCAUGUGACAUCCAAACCCGUGGAGUUGGACUGCAGCUCUGAGCAGUUUGAAGACACGUGCAAGCUGAAGAGCUCAUCGGGGGGAAGUGAGAUGCAAAAAACAGGAAGUCAGGUCCUGGAUUCCAUCUGCAUCAGUGAGGCAGAAAAACAGGCAGUUCUCACCCUUAUCAGAGAGGAGAUCAUUACCAAGGAGGUUGAAGUCAAUGACUGGAAGACAAAGUGUGAACAGUUCAAACAAGAAGUCGUUGAGAUGAGGAAGAUUGUUGCAGAAUAUGAGAAGACGAUUGCUCAGAUGAUUGAGGAUGAGCAGCGCAACACCCUGAGCUCCCAGAAGGCUCUGCAUGCUGUGACUUUGGAGAAGGAGGCAGCCAUGGCAGACUUGAACUCUGUGGAGCGCUCUCUCUCAGACAUGUUUAGGCGCUAUGAAAACAUGAAGAGCACCCUAGAAGGCUUUAAGAAAAAUGAAGAGGUGCUGAAGAAGUGUGCUCAGGAUUAUCUGGCCAGAGUAAAGCAGGAGGAGCAGAGAUACCAGACACUAAAGCUCCAUGCAGAGGAGAAACUAGACAAGGCCAACGAGGAGAUCGCUCAGGUGCGUUCAAAGGCGAGUGCAGAAAACACGGCGCUAACUGCCAGCCUGAGGAAGGAGCAAAUGAAGAACGAGUCUCUGGAACAAGCCCUGCAGCAUAAGAAUCAAGAGAUUGAGGAACUCACAAAGAUUUGUGAUGAGCUGAUCGCCAAAAUGGGAAAAAUAGACUGAGAGGUACACUUGAAACAGCCCGCAGCAUCACUCCAGCCCUGCCCUCAUCCCUGCUGUGGUGUCCUGUGUAUGCCCACAGGCAAGAAGCAGCUCUCGUACCGUAUCCUGUGCCAAUCCUGCAUCUCAGAUCCUGCUAUAUUGUACAGAUGUCUGAAGUAACUUCCUGUAUCUUGCAAUUGCACUACAUUUGAACAGAAUCUAUAAAGUCCUGCACAUAUUAAUAACCUGUUAUCACUUUUAUUUGCAUUUUGUGUCCAUUUUGAGGCAAUCCGGAGCCCUUUCGCUUUUGUCCGUGACAUCAGCAAACAACAACCUCCCUUUGUACUCAGUUAUAUUCCCGGCAGUUUAAGGCCCAAAUUCCCAGUAACCUGCGUGCAGAAUGACGUUAGUUUAAAUGCAGGCCUGCCUAGGUUUGUUGUGAAGUUUACAUGUCGGCUUGUGUCGACAGUGGGCUUCUGAUGAGGAUUAUUUUGUUUUGAAGCAGUCCUUAAAAUUUAUUUUUCUAUGAAGUUUGCACAGAUUUUAUUCUGAAAGAGCAAAGCUCAGGGGUAGUGUUUUUGGAUGCAGAAUGAAGUCGCAGUUAAGGGAAGUGCACAUGAAGAGGAGCGGAGGAUUGUGUUGGGUGCACGGUGUAUAGCAGUCCUCAGAGGCCUUGGUUUAUUUGAGAAUGACCCUGAAAACAAGCUGCCAGUUGUAUAUCGCUUUUGCUUCCUCAUGGGUUACAAUACAACACUUUAGUGAUUCUGGAUGAUUCAAAUUGCUGCAGAAUGUUUAUUACUCACAGAGAUACAUAGAAAUCUGACAAUCAUAGAUCUUCCUGGACUGUGUAUUUUGUUAGCAAUGUUUUGUUCGAUUCACAAAUUCUGCUCCACUGCUGUCUGCUAUCUAAGGAUUGGUAAUCCCGAACAACUGGAAAACAGAUGAAUGAAAUGGUCAGUCCUUCAUAUGACUGAAGAAAUUUAAAUUAGAGAAUUAGAGAUUGCUGCUAUGUGUCAAGAGUUUUUGUUUUUUUAUUAUUUCUUUUUGAUUAACACGUAGGUCACUGAAUGUCAUUUACUUCCUACCAUGACAGAACAUGACAGCGUUGUGAGGUUUUGUUUUGCGUGCUAUAAACACGUGAGCCCUCAUGGCUGCAUUUACAACAAACAAUAGUUACUCUGCAACUAAAUGUUACUUUGCAUGUUUGUUAACUUCCUGGCAUUUCUCAGAGGUUCAUGUUCUUUACUUUUUUUGUCUUGCCAAACAUGCCAAUCGACACAGUGUUGUGAUUUAGAUAGCUGUGAGUUAUUCAAUGGAUUUUCUUUUUUUUUCUUCUUCUUUUAAAGAAGUUUGUGCCAAUUUGGUCAUUUUUCUGCUUUUCUUUGAAGAAAAUAAGUGAAACAUCUCUGGACCACAUCCAUUUAUGGGAGGAUUAUCAAACUCCUUUUUGUCUCACUAUAAUAAAGCAUAAUGAAAUUGCAAAUCCAUUUUUAGUGCUUAAAUCAACAGAUUUUGAUCAAUGAAACUGAAUUAUAUCUUUUUUUGACAAUCAUAUCUUCAAUUCUCAUUUCUGUCGAGCCAGUCACUUUUGCAAAAGUUUUAUUUGUGAUAAUCAUGAAAUGAUUUCAUAGUAUCCACCCACUCAUGUGCCACCAUGUAUAUUUGUGCCAAUUUGAUGUCACGUUACCUCUCGUUACUCAGACACUUAGUCUGUUAUGGAGUAUAGUUUUGCAACUUAAAUCACUUUCUGUAAAGUUUGUCUGAGCAGUGUGAAUAUGUAGAUUGACUUGAAUAAACACAUUUUGUUUCUUCUA
This is a messenger RNA of Cololabis saira (Pacific saury), 3774 nucleotides long. Its product is annotated as transforming acidic coiled-coil-containing protein 1-like. Gene Ontology annotation, cellular component: cytoplasm. The coding region runs from base 431 to 1981 and encodes 516 amino acids. The record is from RefSeq and is a predicted model, not a curated record. NCBI's taxonomy places the organism in Eukaryota, Metazoa, Chordata, Actinopteri, Beloniformes, Belonidae. The transcript is spliced from 14 exons. Gene Ontology annotation, biological process: cell population proliferation; mitotic spindle organization; cerebral cortex development.